AGUAAGACAAAAACUUGUUUUCAGGGUGUGUCGCCUACAUAUGAAAUAUUGUUCUGCAAAAUUAGUCUCUACAGCUGUUUAGUUUAAUCUUAUGUUUCUUGCUGAUAGCAAGAAUUUUCUUUUUUAAGUGUAAUAAAGUGUAGGACGGUGGUUUUAUUGAGGUUUUUCAGUAAAAAGGCGUCAAUAAUGAAUCACAUGAUUGAGUAGUGUUUUGUAUGAUGUAGCGUUGGCGAACUUGGCAUUGCUGUGCCUGUCAAAGAUGGCACCUAUUGCCGAUGGUGUGAAGGAGAACAGUGUGUCAUCUAAAAAGAAAGAAGAGGCAGAAAAUAAAGAAAACUUAUGGUCGUCUAUAUUGGGCGAAGUUCAGUCGAGAAGCAGCAACAAGUUGCCAUCAUGCAAGUCUGUAGUUGUGUUGGGCGACAACGAGUCCGGGAAGACUACGCUCGUCGCGAAGCUCCAGGGCGUGGAGGACCCGAAGAAAGGCUCCGGGCUGGAGUUCGCCUACAUCGACGUCCGGGAUGAGUACAGGGACGAUCACACGCGGCUCAGCGUGUGGGUCCUGGACGGCGACCCCGCGCACGCCCACCUGCUCCGCUUCGCGCUCUCCGAGGAGAGCUUCCCGCACACGCUGGUGCUGCUGGUGGUCGCCAUGACGACGCCCUGGGGCGUGCUGCAGCAGCUGCAGUCCUGGGCCGCCGUGCUGGAGGACCACGUGGACCGCCUGGGGCUGUCCGCCGACCAGCUGCAGGACGCGCGGCGCAAGUGCGCGAGGCGGUGGCAGGACUACGCGGAGCCGGGGGACGAGCUGGACCAGGGCUCGCCCCUCAGGCGCACCUCGCGCUGCCUGGAGGAUGACGCCGAGGCCUUCGCGCUGCCCCUGGGCGAGGGCGUGCUCACCCGCAACCUGGGCCUGGACGUGGUGGUCGUCGUCACCAAGACGGACUACAUGUCGACGCUGGAGAAGGACUUUGACUACCGGGACGAGCACUUCGACUUCAUCCAGCAGUGGGUGCGGCAGUUCUGCCUGCGCUACGGCGCGGCGCUGUUCUACACGUCGGUGAAGGAGGACAAGAACUGCGACCUGCUGUACAAGUACCUGACGCACCGCAUCUACGGCUUCCCCUUCCACACGCCGGCGCUGGUCGUCGAGAAGGACGCCGUGCUCAUCCCCGCCGGCUGGGACAACAUGAAGAAGAUCAGCAUCCUGUACGAGAACAUGCAGAGCAUGAAGCCGGACGACUACUUCAGCGACGUCAUCGUGCAGCCCGUCACGAGGAAGCCCGUGGCGAGGGAGACGGAGGUGCAGGCGGAAGACGAGCAGGCCUUCCUGGGCCGGCAGCUGCAGCUGCUGCAGCAGGGCCCGCCCUCGGGCGCGCGGCAGGACUCGCCCAUGCGCUCCCCCGCGGGCGUGCAGAAGACCCCGGACCGGCGCGCCACGGGCUCCCCCGGGGUGCAGGGCCAGCUCGGCUCCCCCAAGAAGAUCGACGGAGCCAAGCCAGGCGUGGGCGGCAGCGGGGAGGGCGUGCUGGCCAACUUCUUCAACUCCCUCCUGAACAAGAAGACCGGCGCGGGAGCGCCCCUCAAGUCCCCCGCGGAGCUGAACAACGACCGGGCGCACACGCCGGUCGACAAGGCGGCCAUGCGCUCGGACGCGGCGGCCGAGCUGGACAGGCUGACGCGAGGCAAGAAGCAGCCCCCUCCCGGCCCGGACCUCGGCUCCUCCGAGUGCUAGGGGGCGCUCUCCGGCCGGCCCCCCCCCUCCGUGGCGGGCCGGGUCUGUGAUAGCGGGGCGCCCCGAGGGCCCACGCACGGACCACCUAUUCAACCCUCUCCCUCGCGGCGUCAUUAACCACCACUAAUCAUCAUGGUAUUAUAGUCUUUAUCCGCUGCUCUUGUGAAUAAUUACAACAACAAAAAAAAUUAGCUGUAUAUUUAUAAUUUAUUUUUUAUUUAAAAUUUUUUUUUUUUUUCACAAUUUAUGUUACUGUAACUCAGACUUGAAAGUAGUUAACACGUUAAACUAAGUCGCUCCAGAUGAGUGUAAUAUCUAAUAUUUAUUAAUGCAAAAAGCUUAAGCUCCAAAGAGAGGUUAUGUAAAAUGCAAUUGUCGGGCGAUUGUGUGUGUGCGUGUGUGUGUGUGGAUGGUGUACUUUAUCUAUGUUGUAAUAUAUAUAUAUAUUUUUAUUCCACGUGUUUGUUACUUUGUUGUGUCCCCCCCCCCCCUUCCCCCUUGCAAGUCUGAAGGAUGUCGUUGACGUGUUUCGGACUGCAUGGGUAUAUUGGCUGUUAAUGAACCUUGUGAGGAUAUUUCAUCCCCAAAAAUUUGAGGUAGCGUGUUACAUUUUUAGUGCGUUUUUGAACUACUUGUGUUUCAGUUUGUGUUGCGAACAUUUUUCUGAAGUUUAUUUUUUACAGUGGUAGUUCAUUCUAUUUGGGUUUUGUUUGUCCUUGCCGUGGUUAUCCAAUAAGGUAGUGCUGUGGCAUUUCAUCUAAUACCAACACUAAUAAAUGCAACUGAUUUAGUCACGUGUGAAAAACGGAACUUAUUAUUUUAGUAUUUAUAGCCCAGUGCAGUUUCGCCGAGAUAGCACAAGUGAAAUCUGAUUUCUCAGAUGUUUAAAAAUUUUUGGAAAAUGCUGCUGCGUAGGAUGGCCCAUGAAUCAAUUUAGUUCUAAGAAGUGUAGUUUUACAUAUACAUUUUUUUUUUGUAAAAUUUACCUAAAAUUAAAGUAUUGCUCCAUGACAUUAAACUACAAGUUUUUUCAUUGUAUUGAUAAACUAAGGGUAUGGCAAUAUGGCUAUUUUGUUACUGCAAUAAUUUUUUUCUUGGGUUUGUGCGUGUGUCUGUGUAUGCUGUUGUACAGAUAAUUAUAAAUUACUGUGAUACUUUUUUUUUGCAUGCUUGCGAAAACAGAUACUUUCUUUGCUUCCGUGCACAGCACAGAACAACGGCCUGCCUCCAAUCUGAACCAUGCAUGAUCUCGAGAAUGUGCUGAAUCGAUCACCGAAAACUGAUGAGAGGUUUUGCAUCUGCAACAUGUUCACUGCUUCGUAAAAACCUUAUUUUUUAUGGAUUGAUUUCAUUUGAUUUGAUGAUUUUUUUUUACAGAGGAAGAAAUUUUUUGUAUCCGAAACAUGAAAAUAGGGUGGUCUUUAUUUUGAAAAUUGAAGUUUUUUGAAUGUUCCUUCAAAACCUAAACAACUGUGUUUUUGCUCACAUAUUGUUAUAUUCCUGAGUCUGAGAUUUAGAUUUGGUUUCAGGGCACUAUUUUAAGAAUUAAAUUUGAGGGUGGUAUUUGAGUAUAAGUGGAUUCCAUUCUACGCUAGUUUUUUAGUUGAGAACUAAAUUUAGUUCUCAGUUUCAAUUUCUCCUCUCUCUCUCCCCCCCCCCCCCUCCCGCCCAAACCAUCUGGUUUUUUCAGUGUUCAGAUGGUCUGUCAUUCUGAAAUGAAAUAAGCUUUGAUGUUUCCCCCCUCUCCUUCCUCCAAUCAAAAUGUGACAAUCAUGCUUUACGUUACUUGCUGCGUUUUACGUUUAAGUCGGGAAGCUUGCAAUAUGUUACAAUAGUUACCCUCUUUUAUCACAUAAUCGUCGCACGCGCGUAAUCGUCGCACCCAUAUUUUAGGCCGUAAAAAUUGGGAUAAAAAAACUUCUCGCAUAAACUCGCAUGAUGUUUUUGGUCCCGCUAGUAGAUGCCGAGUGCUUUGUGUAGAUAUCUUUUCGGUAUAAAACAAUGUAUUUUAAAGUAGAAAUCUAAUAUUUGGUCAUUCACUCAUUACCUAUUAACGGAAAAAUACGAAGUUGUCUAACGUGUAAAUUUUCUUAUAAAGACGUUUUUAAAUGUUACGUAUUUCCUUUAUCUGAUCGUCUGCGUCGCCGCGGUGUAGGUAUUUUUUCUGUAUAAAACAAUGUAUUUUAAAGUAGAAAUCUAAAAUUUAAUUGUAGUCAUUACCACUUAUUUAUUUAAUUAAUGGAAAUACGAAGUUGUCUGGCGUGUACAUUUUCUUAUAAAGACGUUUUUAAACGUUAUUUCCUUUAUCUGAUUGUCUGUAUCGCCGCGGCGUACCGCUUAAGAAAUGUAGCCAGCGCAUCAUUCCUGUUUGGUUAUGUUGCUUCCCAUAUAGAGUGCGCGCACGUAGUCGAAUAUUGAUAUCUCGUCGAUUGGAUGCAAUGCGUGCUCUCUGUCUGUACAAAUUCAAGUGGCUUGUGUUCGCAUUAGAGUUUUGGUUUUUUCUAUUUAAAGUUGAAGAAAGGUUUUUGUUUAAGGAAUUAUUAAUAUAGAUUGUUUGGCGUGCUCUUGUAUACUCCACCCUUUUUUAAAUAAACAUACUUUCCGUGAACUUACUUUACCUAACAAAAAAAAAAAAUUUUUUUCCGCAAAAUCAUCGCACACCUACUUUUCAAACUUGAUUAUAGAAUGUAAAAUGUGCGACGAUUAUGCGAGAAAACACGGUAACAAGUACUACUAUUGUUUUAAAUAAUAUUAUAGAUACUAUAGGUUUGGUACAAAGAUGUUACAAUUUUUUUUUUGUGGCCAGUUAGUAAGUACAGUUAACUAAAUUAGUUGCCUGGAAAAUUUUUGUUCAGAUACAUUGUGUGUUUUGAGUGAUUCACCAGAAUUGGAGCUAAAAAUGAGGCAUUGAAAUUGAGGGGUAAAAAAAUAUGGAGGUAGGACGUUGUAGAAAGUAUGCUACCUGGUCCCAUGUCCCUGUCUGGUCGCUUUUAGUUUUAACAAGUCAUUGUGCUGUGAUUGUCACUGAGAUCUGUUUGCUGCACAGUGUGUUGGUUUAUGUGCUACGUAUGCUAAAAUUGUUUUGAGCCUGUCUAAAACAUUGUAUUAAAUUAAUUUUUUUUUUUUACUCUUUGGUUAUUAAUGUUCAUUAUGCUCGCUAUGGGGAUACUGUGUGUGUUUGGAGCUUUUUUUUUUAUGGGCGUUUGAAAAUUGCAGUUUAGGUUUGACCGGAUUUAUAGGUGGAACUGAGUCUGAAUUAAAAUAUCUUACCAUUGUCGGAUCGUAAACCCUGCAUCAGUUGGGCCUUCCAAGUGUAGAGUGAGUGUGUUCCGAACAUACCAACAGAAUGUUUCAUGAAUUUUGCAGGCUUGUUACAAUGAAAACCAGACAUGCGACGGGGGUGGUAAUGUUCGUUGCACUGGUAUGCACAAAGGCGUCUCCAUCGGGGAUGCAGUGGUAUGCGAUCUACACUGAGGAUCAAAUCCUCGUGCUCUUACACGUAUCUGUGAAAAUAUAAAUCCCCUGCCCGCCCUCCCCCCUCCACCUUUUAAUAUCAUUUUAUGUUUUGUAUAUUGUAUUCAUGGUCACUUGAUAAGUGGGAAUGAAAAAGAAAGUGUGUAGAUAUGUAGUACGUUUGGUGGAUCAAUUUGAGAACAUUAGUACCUUUAAAAAAUUUUCUUACAGCUGUUUUAUAUGACAUUGUGUUUUUAUAUAUAUAAAACACAAGCAAAAUACAAAUACAAAAUAGGUCUGCUACUUGCAGCAAUGUCCCAACUUUUACGUUAAAUUGUUCAAGCUUUUACACAGAUAAAUUUUCACAUGUAUUAAGUGGAUAGUCUCCAAAUAUUUAUACUUUAAUGUGCUGCUAAAAAUUGAAGUGGCUUAAAACAAAAAGUUGUAAGUUAGUAAAAGGCUGUUGAAAGUAACAUUUAGUGACUAGCCAUCCAGUUGCGUUGUUUCCCCCUUGAUUUACGGCCUGCAGGCAUCUUGCUAUACUGAUUUCCCCCCAUGGUUUCCAAAAAGAAAUGAUAAUGAUCUUUGUAUUGGUUGUGGCACAAUCAGUACUUCAGUUAUGUUCUACUUAUUUGAUGAAUGAGGUUGUUAGUUUUUCAUCAAACCUCUGAAAGAAUUACCUACUCAGUGGCUGCUUUGUGUAAAGUGAUUCCAAUAUGGUUAAAAAAUAAUAAUAAUUUAUCUAUUGGCUUUUCCAAAAUGUUUCAUACUUAUUUAUUUCUCUCAGAUUUUUUGUUUUGAAAAUCUCUUUGGAAAAAAAAAAAGCACUUUAUAAUAUAUUUUUAUAAACUAUUUAAGUGCAGAAUCGGCAGACAUAAAUGUAUCUACGCUUGGUGUACAUUGCUGACACAAAAAACUAUGCUUUAGUAACUUAGACGCGCCCUUAGGUUUACUUGAAAGUGAUCUUUAAGAUUGAGAGAUUUUUUUUUAGUCAGGAAUAUUUCGGAAUACGUGUCCGAGGAAAUUUAUGUACACACUUGCACAGUAAAGUUAAGUGUCUUAUCAUUCACUGGUAUUGUGUUUGUACUGUUUUGUUUUUUUGGAACUGUACAGAAGUGUGUAGAUUCAUGUAAUUUUUUAGUACCUACUUUUUCAAACCUUUUUAGGUGAAUGAUGUAUCAGGUACACUGUACUGAUGCUUGUGGAAACAUGAGAUGUAUGGACACUUAAUAAGACUUGUUUAUAACGAGCACAGACUAUACCAAUAUUAGUGUUAACUGAUUUCUAUACUCUGCACUGUAUGUACGUUCACUUUAUUACCUUGAUGCCUAUUUUCCUACUGACAAAUGGGACGAUGGUAAUUUUUUUUUGUUUUAAACUGAUGGAAUUAAUAUUUAGUGUACGUUGGAAAUGUGUUCUUGUGUAAUUAUUGCUAAGAUUUGUGUUAUUUAAAAAAAAAAACUGUGGCAGCUAAAUUAUCACCUCGUGUAUUUAAUUUUUUUAAGCUUUUCGAGAAGAGGGUUUAACUUUUUGUGUGUGUGUUCGGGAGGCAAAAAAAAACUCUGCAGGGUUUUGACGGAGCGCGACAAAGCUCAUUGCAGGUUUCGCCGAUUUUUCUUUCACGUGUUUUUACGUUGAUCGCGUCGAUCGUUUCUGCCGCGCAAUGAGCCAGUAAGUAGCGAGCAAAGCCCUGCAGCGAGUUGGAGUGGCGAGGUCAACGUGGCCGGACGCAGGGCAGACUAUACGACCGUAUAACUGUCAGCUGCGCUGGUCACAAGGGCCUUCCCCGCGGUCGACUGCUUUCCAGUUUGUAUCGUGAAUCUGAAUGCUUGACUCUACUGUAUCACAGCGUAAUCAAAAAAAAAAAUAAUAAUAAUUUGUUGUGAAAUAAAUAUUUUAAAUUCAA
Molecule: messenger RNA, 7091 nt
Organism: Bacillus rossius redtenbacheri
Lineage: Eukaryota; Metazoa; Arthropoda; Insecta; Phasmatodea; Bacillidae
Gene: Dlic
Product: cytoplasmic dynein 1 light intermediate chain 2
Exons: 10
Coding region: 260-1732 (490 amino acids)
Biological process (GO): microtubule-based movement; microtubule cytoskeleton organization
Cellular component (GO): cytoplasmic dynein complex; centrosome
Molecular function (GO): dynein heavy chain binding
Source: RefSeq, a predicted model, not a curated record